Papilio machaon (common yellow swallowtail) is the source of this 942-nucleotide messenger RNA. RefSeq names its product Y-box factor homolog. The record is from RefSeq and is a predicted model, not a curated record. Gene Ontology annotation, cellular component: nucleus. Gene Ontology annotation, biological process: regulation of gene expression. Gene Ontology annotation, molecular function: nucleic acid binding. Bases 118 to 942 code for a protein of 274 amino acids. The transcript has 5 exons. NCBI's taxonomy places the organism in Eukaryota, Metazoa, Arthropoda, Insecta, Lepidoptera, Papilionidae.
UGAUUGUCAAACUAGCUGUCUGAAUCCAUUUGCAACGAUCGAAGAGCAGUGAACAUCGAGGAGAGGUCGUGGAGGAAUUUACCAUCUAGCCACCAUCGCCGUUUCGCCAAUUACACCAUGGCUGAUACCGAAAAGGCGCCGCAGCAGCAACCCCAACAACAACAGCAGCAGCAGCAGCAACAGGACCAGCAAACUCAACCGCAACCGGCUAAAGCCGCUAAACAAAAGCAGGUCAUUGCUGAGAAGGUUUCGGGCACCGUCAAAUGGUUUAAUGUCAAGAGCGGAUAUGGUUUCAUCAACAGAAAUGACACGAAGGAGGAUGUGUUUGUGCAUCAAACGGCGAUCGCCCGGAACAACCCGCGCAAGGCUGUGCGCUCGGUGGGCGACGGUGAGGCGGUGGAGUUUGCCGUGGUCGCCGGGGAGAAAGGCUUCGAGGCCGCAGGAGUGACCGGCCCCGGUGGCGAGCCGGUCAAGGGCUCGCCCUAUGCAGCUGACAAACGACGCGGCUUUCCCCGCCAAUAUUACCCUCGUCAAAGCGGCGGGCGCGGUGGUGAGGGCGCUCCACGCAGGGGAGGCAUGGGACGCCGCGGGCCCCCGGGCGGCCAGGGCGGCCCGGGCGGCGCGCAGGGGGAUGAGGGGCAGGACGGAGGGGCACCACCGCAGAGGAGCUACUUCCGGCGUAACUUCCGCGGCGGACGUCGCGGCGCCGGCGCGCCUGGACCCAUGAACCGCGGCGGCUACCGUCGCGUGCGUCCGCGCAGCUUCCAGUCGGGCGCACCGCGAAUGGACGCGAACGCCGGGGCAGCGGCGGCGGCGGCGGGAGCCGCAGCACCGGCGGCCGCGCCCGUAGCUGCGCCGGGGGCCGCCGACCAGGCCAAGCCGAAGCCGAAGCCGCAGCAGGCGACGCUCGCCGCCGCAACCACCAACGAGAGUCAGGCCUGA